AGAAUUAAAAAUAAGGUAAACAAAUAGGAAAAUAAUCAUGUUGCAGUCAUAUGUGAAAACGAGAGAUCACCCAAUGUGAGAAAAAUAGUUGGAAGAUUGUUUAUGAUUCGAAUUGGAGAACAACUUCUUCACAUAACUAAACUUGGCAUGAGAAGUUGUGUUUUGUUUAAUUUCAUGUAGUGUAGUACUUAUAUUUAGCGUUCUCAAGAAAUAUAGAUUGGAUCUACCUUAUACCAUCGUAGUGAUUAAAGCGCGGUUCGCGUUCAAGUGUGAAAUAAUCGCGACGCUAUCAUAAAUCCAAAGUACAUUACCCUUAUUGUUGUCGCGCAAAAUUGAUCACCUUAACCAACCAUAUCCACACUAAUUUAUGGAGAUACUUGUAUUUUUUGUGCACACUUGACAACGAUUACCUGCCAACUCCUAUGAGAAGACCUAGUCACUGAACAUAAUUCCAACUCCAGUAGACUUUCAUGGGAUAAGUUGAAUGUAACUUCAUUAAAUACAUAUAUUUCAUCAUCAACUAAUGAUGAUCACCUUCCCUAAUUACGUGUGAAAAGCACCAUUAUAGCAAUUUAGCAAGUAUAUACAUAUAUAUAAUGUAUGUAUUUUUUUUAUACUUGCACCUGCGCCUAUAGGGCUACUGGCUACCUUAAAUAAUAAUUAUGGUUUGGUUAUGUGCUCAAUCGGCCAACUUAUUUUCUACUCUUUAUAUUGUCCCCUCUUCAACAGCCGCUUAGCACUAUAUAAUAUAUUUUUUUAUAGGAUCUUAAUUAGCACCAUAUAAUUAAUAUUCGAGCAGCCUGAAAAAAUGUAUCAUUUCUAGUUUAGACUUGGCUAAUAGUUUAUUAAGCAUAGACUUGGCUUAAUAAUAAUGACAAAGCAACCGCGUUUUCGGUGAGGCAAAACAGGUGCCGAUUUCCCUCCAAACAACCCCUUACCAAACAAAAGAUUUCCUUUCAAGCUCCCGGGCGUUGCAUGCCAGUGCAUUGUCUUGGUUAAUAUAUUCAGAAACCCUAUGUCGUAUGCUGCUUGCAACUUGGUGAACAGUUGCCUUCUUGAUCAAGCUUAGGGUUGCCAAUUCGGUUUUGGUUUUUUUUUCCGCUUUAAACCGAAUCAAUAAAGUACGUUUAUCGAUGUUUUAAUUAUUGGACUCAAACCACUUUGCAUUUACCUGUUUCAACUUUGGUUACGAUCGGAAUUUUUUUUCCGAAAACCACGUCACGACCGGCCUGAUACACAAAUUAAACACUGAUUACAUAACUUUUCCAUUUUCGAUUCCUUGGAACCAAAUCAAGUCAUUAAGAGGUUUUAAUAGUUUUCAAUGAACCAAAAUCAUUAAAUCGAUUAAUCGUUAAGUACGCCUUUACGAAAGAAAUUGUUUCAGCCGCUUUUUAGCUUGCAAAUUUAUUGUUCGGUUUAAAGUUUAAUCGAACCGAACCGAUACCCAACACCUGGUCAAACUACAGUAAAACCCCACAAAUAUAUGUAUGACUAUGAACUAUGAACCUUCUCUAUUAUUUCUACUUCAAAAAAUCAAAGCUACCGCGCAUGAAAUGUAUAGAUGCGGUCAGUCAGUCUUUCCCCAAUUUUUUAAAGCAACUAAUUAACAUCAAAACCCUAGUCUUCAACGCAUUAUUGCUGGUAUAAAUAAACUCCACCAUUUCCCCUUCUAAGUAAAACCAUAUUGAAGAAAGCAAGCAACAAUAUGAUACCCAAAAACCCUUCACUCCUCCUCCUCCUCAUAGGAGCCCUUUGGGCCUCCCUCUUCAUCACCAUCACCACCACUCCAGCCCUAGCUCAACCGCCGUUCCCUCCCUUCCCGCCGCCGCGACCGCCGGUCCCAUACCCGGCCCCACCAAACCCUAGACUCCUCAACGCCUACAUAGCCCUCACCGCGUGGAAAAAAGCCAUCACCUCCGACCCCAAAAACUUCACCUCCAACUGGUACGGCCCAAAUGUUUGCAACUACACGGGCGUCUACUGCUCCCCGGCCCUCGACGACCCCAAAACCCUAACCGUCGCCGGCAUCGACCUCAACCACGCCGACAUCUCCGGCUACCUCCCCGACCACCUCGGCCUCUUAACCGACCUCGCCCUCUUCCACGUCAACUCCAACCGCUUCGCCGGAACCCUACCCUACACCUUCCGAUACCUCAAGCUCCUCUUCGAGCUCGACGUCAGCAACAACCUCUUCGCCGGCGAGUUCCCCUCCGUCGUCCUCGACCUCCCUUCUCUCAAGUUCCUCGACAUUCGUUUCAACCGGUUCUAUGGAAACGUUCCGUCGAAGCUCUUCGACGUGCCUCUCGACGCGAUGUUCAUCAACGACAACAGGUUCGCGUCGUCGCUCCCCGCCAACUUCGGGAACUCGCCGGCGUCGGUGAUUGUCAUGGCGAACAACAACUUCGGCGGGUCGUGUAUACCCGCGAGUUUGACCAAGAUGGGGUCCACGCUGACUCAGAUUGUUUUGUUGAAUAUGGGCCUGAAGGGGUGUCUGCAGCCCAAUUUGGGGGAGUUGGGCCAGGUUAAAGUUUUUGACGUCAGCUUUAAUGAGCUGGUGGGCCCGCUUCCGGAGUCGAUGACUAGGAUGAAGAAGUUGGAACAGCUGGAUGUGGCCCACAACAGGCUGUCGGGGGAAAUACCGGCCGGUAUUUGCGCGCUGCCGCGUUUGAUGAACUUUACGUACUCGUACAAUUUCUUCGACAAGGAGUCGCCGGUUUGUCUCAGGUUGCCGGCGAGAGAUGACCGGCAGAAUUGUAUACCAAAUCGGCCGUUGCAGAGAUCGGCUGGGGAAUGUAAGGCGGUUAAUGCUUAUCCUGUUGUUUGUAGCUCUUUCGGAUGCGUGCCUCGCAGCCCCCCGCCGCCUCCACCGCCGCCGCCACCUCCACCUCCGCCAUCGCCACCACCUCCAUCACCGCCUCCACCAUCACCGCCUCCUCCACCGCCGCCAUCGCCGCCUCCACCAUCACCGCCUCCACCAUCGCCACCACCUCCACCGCCGCCAUCGCCGCCUCCACCAUCGCCACCACCUCCACCGCCGCCAUCGCCACCUCCGCCUCCACCGCCGUCGCCGCCUCCACCAUCGCAUCACUACGAGUACCCUUGGCCUUGACUUCGGCGAGGGUCUUUUUCAAGUUUCACGUUAUGACAAACAAGAGAGUGUGUAGAAUGUCAAAUUUUGAUUUUUUACUUAUUUUUUAGAAUUUAAUUAACAUGGAAGAUUUGAGUUUCAUUGUCUGGGUUUUAUUAUGUACAUCUUUGGUGCGUAGGUAAAAAUUAUUAUAAUUUUGGUACUUCCUAUAUUGACUUGAAUAAAUUAUAAAGGCUUGAUUCAUAUGCAUAACUCAUGUACUAUUUGGCUCAUAAGUACAGGUGUUUUAUAAAACAAAUUUUACGAUACAAAUUGAAUUUACACGUUUAAUGCUACAAUACGAAUUCAAUUUGUAUCUAUACAUUUGAGUAUAUAUUUAUUUAUGGUAUUAACUAAACAUGCACCUUAACUUUAGGAUACAAAUUCAAUUUGUGCAUUUAUAUUUUCGUAUAAAUUCUUUUAUAGUACAAACGGAACUUGUACCUUCGACAUUAUAGUACAAAUUUACAUGAAAAUACAGGUACUUAUGAGCAUCGUAAAUUCCUCAUUGUUAUAUAUGCAUAAUUUCAUAACUGGAUCAUAUAUAUUAAUUUGAGAAGAAAAAAUAGCAUUAAUCUAAAGACCAUAUUAUAAGGGGUAAAGAGAGAAAUUAAAUAUUUAUGCACCGUUGGCAUGUUUGUUUAAGCUUUGGACAAGAUGUGCGAAUGGUCCAGAUUGCAUAUUUCAUGAGAAGGUCCGUCUUAUAGUGAAAGGCAUAUUAAGAUCAGGAUAAAAUGAAUAACACAUGUUAUUCGGUUUGAUUCGGCUUAAAUGUUAAUUCGGUCAAUUUUUUUUUAAUUAUUCAUAUAUUUAUUGGAUAAGAAUCGAACCACAUUAUAUUCAUUUCAAUAUCAAAUUGUCGAUUUGAUCUGAUGCACUCCAAUGAGAACCAAUGAAUAAUCCAAUUCGUUCAAUAACCGAUGGAUUUAUAAUAUCCAAAUGUCUUCUCGACCGGCACAUAUAAAAUCCCCACUUGUUUCCUUGGCAGUUGGCCGCCGCCUUUUAAUAAUUGGCACUUGCAAAUGCCAAAUGCAACGCAGGCAGGCCAGAUCAAAGUAUUUUUACUUGUCUUAUAUUAUCUAACUUUUUUUUUCAAAAUAUAAUUAUAUAUAUUGAUCAAUAAAAUGGAUAAUUAUAUCAUAGAGCGCAACCAGACCACAAAAUUAAAGAAACGACUCGUAGUCGGAUGCAAAUGAAGGAUCUUCCUAGCCACCAAGUGAGCUAUCCUGUUAUUACUCCGACCUACAAACCGUAGAUUAAGCUCACUAUUAAGCGCUAAACGAUCCACAACUUCUACAAGCAGCGCACCCAUCUGACUAUCUCUUGUAAUCCCUUGAUUGAUUUUAUCAAUAACCACCUCGGUGUCACCUUUCAGUCGCACCUCGAAAAAGCCGGACUCAAUCGAACAUCUAUCUUUAUUUAUAGUGACGGAAGAAUACUUUUGCCACUUGACCUAAGCCAAUGUAACACAAUCGUAUUAUUAUUUUAUAGUUUUGUUACUGUUGUGGUUGCUAUAGAGUAGUUGUGCAAAUAAAUGUACAAUUACAACAUGAAAACCUAUACUUAGUUGAUAAUUUUGAGAAAUGAUGAAAGUUAAUAGAAUACGUUUAGUUAUUUUUUUAGAUUUCUUAUAGUAUUUAUGUUGAGACUAAGACAAAAGUAGAAAAACAAUGAGAUAGAAUAUUGUAGCGCGAUGACUUAUGUGGAAUUUAAGAGAGAAAGAUAUAUAAAAUAACAAUAAGGUUUAAAAAAUGUG
This is a messenger RNA of Linum trigynum, 4883 nucleotides long. Lineage: Eukaryota; Viridiplantae; Streptophyta; Magnoliopsida; Malpighiales; Linaceae. The record is from the annotation of a GenBank genome assembly.